Messenger RNA from Brassica napus (rape), 1555 nucleotides. Its product is annotated as F-box/LRR-repeat protein At2g43260. Gene Ontology annotation, molecular function: protein binding. The record is from RefSeq and is a predicted model, not a curated record. The transcript has 2 exons. Bases 65 to 1330 code for a protein of 421 amino acids. NCBI's taxonomy places the organism in Eukaryota, Viridiplantae, Streptophyta, Magnoliopsida, Brassicales, Brassicaceae.
GUCCGAACCUACAAAAGAUAAAAAUAGGGAACUGGGGAAAAAAAAACAAUCGGGGACGAAAAGAAUGGUAGAAGAGGAAAAAACCCUAAAUCCGAUCUACAUAGUUCCUGAAGAUUUACUGGAAGAGAUUUUCCUUCGACUUCCAUUGAAGUCCAUCCUUAGGUUCAAAGCCGUCUCAAAAGAAUGGAGAUCAAUCAUGGAGUCGAGGAGCUUCGCGGAGAGGCGUAUGAAAGCUGAGAAGAAGAACCCAAAAAUCCUGGCUGUUGGAGACCACCGGACUGAGUCGCGAUUCACAUUGGACGCAGGGGAAAUAGAGGUGGUCUGUUUACGCGGUGACGCCGCAAAAAGGCCGUCGCUGACUUGUGAAGGUUUGGUUUGCAUCCCCGUACCAGGUUGCGUCAACAUUCUGAACCCUUCGACAGGAGAAUACAUCAGUUUCCCUUCGGGUAUGGAUCCGGUCACCAGGCGCUUUGAUUACAUAUUCUUUGCAGCUCCAUGGUGGAAUAUUUUCCCUGGAUAUUGGGCUAUGGGAUUUGGUAAAGACGAAGUUAAUGGCAAUUAUAAAGUAGUGAGGAUGUUCUUUGAUCCUACAUUUUAUUGUGAGAUUCUUGAUGUGAGCAUUGGGGAAUGGAGGAUAGUAAAACCGCCUCCUUAUCGGGUGGAUCCAAGACGGAAGUCAGUGUGUGUCAAUGGAUCCAUCUACUGGUUAGAAAUGUUGGAUGGUGAUAGCAUACUAGCUUUGGACCUUCAUACAGAAGAGUUCAGUGAUGUCCCAGUUCCGCCAGAAUCCUCGGACUUAGAUCAACUAGUGAACCUUCAAAACCGUCUAGCCAUAGCCACACCUGAUACCGUCCCUGUUUGGAGAUUAGUUCUAUGGACCCUAGAUGCACAAGAAAAGACAUGGAGCAUGACUUACACCAUAAAUUUACGCAUUCGUGACCCUGAACCUUCUAGAGUGUGGUUUAGGCCUUUGGCGGUAUGUAAGGAAGGAAUUUUUUUCUUCUGUGAUAAUAAGAAGAGGUUGUUUAAGUAUUAUCCAAAGACAAACGAGCUCUCAUGCAUCUCGUCAGACAUUUGUGUUAUAUCUGAUUUCGCUGAAAAUUUGGUUUCACUUCGCCCCUCUUCUCCUGCAAGCACAUCGGAGUACCUAUCUGGAUUUCACUAUGAAUACGAUGCGCAGGAUGAUGUGCAGGAUGAUGUGCAGGGUUCUCAGCUGAUCGAAAAGUUUAGAUGGAUCAAAAAGAGAAUCCCAAGUAUUUUGAUUACCACCACUGUAGUGUCUGCAGUUUUUUUCCGCUAUUUUUCUGUUUCCUGUGGGUCUCGACAUUAGUAUUUACUAUGGUUUUCUUUUCUAUCAGCUCUUGAUGAAUUGACAGACCUGUUUUAUAUUCAUAUACUAGGCCAAUGCAAGUACGCUGUAAUGGUUUGUUUUUGUUUUUUUUUGUUAUUUGCUUGGGGUUUUAUGUUAUUUUACCAUUUCUGCACACAUGGUACAGCAAAACAUGUAGUUUUAAAUCUUUUUUUGAGAAUAUAAAGGUUUUUCUGUUUUGGCUUA